Molecule: messenger RNA, 1815 nt
Organism: Parnassius mnemosyne (clouded apollo)
Lineage: Eukaryota; Metazoa; Arthropoda; Insecta; Lepidoptera; Papilionidae
Source: the annotation of a GenBank genome assembly
AUGAUUCCACCGUCAGAUUCGGAACCAUCCGACGUCGAAAAUGAUGACAAUAUUGAAGAAGGAGUAGUUUCACGUAUAGCGUUAGACGAUUCAUCUUCCUGCCGAACUCUGUCUCCCGGGCUGGAAGAAUUUUUGAAUGGUUUUGAUGACGAUAUUGAUGAAGAAUUAGCGAGUCCUUCUCUAUUAAAUAAUUGUUAUGAUACUUUGGUGGAUUCCCCUGCAACGAGCAAUAUCUCUCUUGAACCUUCUCCAUCUGUGGUCACCACGUCAGUACAGUCUCCAAGAAAUAUUUCCACUGUUCAGCCGCAACAAUCAAUGCCAUCCCCAGUAACACCACUGGGUAUUUCAAUACGACGCACAAGAAACAUAAGAAAUUCAAAUGAUCCUUCUACAUCUAACCAAAAGCUUUGGAAUGAGGAUUUAUGGAACCACAUCGUCGAAAUGACCAAUUUAUACUCUAUGCAAAAACAAGGCAAGUCAAUAAAUCUAACAGUGAAAGGCAUAAAAUCCUUUGUCGGUAUUGAAAUUUUAAUGGGAAUAGUAAGCAUGUCAGCAUAUGCUGAUUAUUGGGCACAAGGUACUCGCUUUGCUCCUAUCACAGACGCUAUGUCUCUCAAAAAAUAUGAGAAUAUAAGAGGAAAUUUACACUUUAGUAAUAACGCGGAGGAUGAUCAUGUAGAUCGUUAUUUUAAAAUUAGGCCCGUGAUGGAGCACUUACGGCUAAAUUGUUUGGCGAUUGAAGAGGAAAAGUCGUAUUCCAUAGACGAGAUGAUGGUGCCGUAUAAAGGUAAAAAGGCUGGAUCUCGACGUCAAUAUAUGCCGAAAAAACCCACAAAAUGGGGUUUUAAAUUUUUUGUUCGAGCUGGGAAUUCCGGGAUAGUAUAUGACUUUUUCGCAUACGAUGGUAGCAACAGUUUUGACCACGCUGAAUUUACAGAGUGGGAAAAUAAUUAUCUCGGGAUUGGCGGGAGAACAGUUAUAAAGCUGUGUAAAACUAUAAAGGAUAAACCUAUGUCAACUGUUUAUUUUGAUAACUGGUUCACGUCUUUGGAGCUAAUAUAUCAUCUAAGAAAUGCAUAUGGAAUUCUUUCUUUGGGGACCAUAAGGAAGGACAGACUUAGAGGGCAGAAUAUUGUCGAAGAUAAAGUGCUGAAGAAAAAAGGUAGAGGAAGCUAUGUAAUGAUUUCAGACAAUAAAAAUAAGCUAUCAAUUGUGAAGUGGGUGGACAAUGACUGUGUAAAUUUAGCGAGUUCAUAUUGCGGAGAAGAGCCUGUUACCAGCAUUUUACGAUAUAAUAAAGAUGUGCGCGAAAAGCGGCCUGUUUCAUGUCCACACAUUAUCAAGGAAUACAACAAAAAAAUGGGCGGGGUGGAUAAAGCCGAUAUGUUGAUUUCUUUAUACAGGAUUGCUCUGAAAAGCAAGAAAUGGUAUAUGAACAUUUUCAGCCACCUCAUCGACAUUUCUCUGAAUAAUGCAUGGCUUGUGUACAAACGUGAAAUGCAGGAAAUGGGUGAUAAUUCUAUACCACUGAAAAGGUUUCGAAUCCAAAUUGCAGAUGCACUAAUAAAAUCUGACACGCGUAUAAAAAUUGUAAUAGAUUCCGAAAUUCCAGCUGAAAUCACUAAACCUAUAGUUCCGAGGCCGCCACCAGAGAUGCGGUUAGAUGGAAUCAACCAUCUACCCGAUAUCGAUACACAAGGACGGUGCCGUCUAUGUAUUAAAGGGAAAACAAUGAUAAAAUGUCUGAAAUGCGAUGUAAGAUUGUGCCUGACUCAAAAAAAGAAGUGUUUUUUGCAAUUUCAUACACAAAAAUAA